GAAAGUAGUACUGUAGUUUUUCUUCGCGUUCGUUGACUAGCUACGGCGUUUAUUUUCACUUUUGGCUCGGUUGUUUUUGGGUCAGCACGCUAGCAGACAAACAAACCGCGCUAAACUUUACGUGACCCCUGUUGCUAAAUCAAACUUGAAUCCCAAAUAAACCUGUUCCUAAUAUUUACCAAAGGUCAGGGCGGUAUUAUGGCGAAAACCUGGCAUAUGUUGAAUUUUCUAACAUGUAGUGUGAGAGGGAAUGGAUUUUUUUUAGUUUGAAUUAAUGCUAAACGAGUGCAGCUUUUAGCCGUAUUUGGUUAUUUGAGGAGAAAUGGACCGACUUGUGAAUAUUGUUGUGUUCAGGCCUCCGUGCAUGUGUUAAUACAGACACGAUGCCAGUCGAGAGAAUGAGGAUGCGGCCAUGGCUGGAGGAGCAGAUCAACUCCUGUCAGAUACCAGGGCUCAAAUGGGUUAACGAAGAAAAGAGGAUCUUCCAAAUCCCGUGGAUGCAUGCAGCGCGUCAUGGCUGGGACCUGGAGAAAGACGCUCCGCUCUUCAUGCGAUGGGCCAUACAUACCGGUAAAUACCAGCCAGGCAUAGACCGUCCAGAUCCCAAGACGUGGAAGGCUAACUUUCGCUGUGCUAUGAACAGCCUGCCGGACAUCGAGGAGGUGAAGGAUAAAAGCAUCAAAAAGGGAACUAAUGCCUUCAGAGUAUAUAAGAUGCUCUCCUCCUCCGAGAGAAGCCUGAAGAAAGGAAAGAAGAAGACAGACAAGGAGGGGAGGCCCAAGGGAACUAAAGAGGCAGCUUCUCCUUCUCCAGACAGGACUUUUGCUGAUGCUCAUGGUGGGCCUGUUGACUACACCACACAGGACAGAACCAAACAGGAAGUGAUCAAGCAGGAAACGGUAGAGCUUACAGUGACGGACCGAGCCUCAGCCAUUAACAGUUCGGUAGAAGAUCAUGUGAUCACCAGUGAGCAGCUGCCAUUUGUCUGUCAGACAAUUGAAGUGACCACUGAGAACGAAGAGCAGACUGUUAGCUCCUCCCACUCGUACCCACUACAAAUCUCCCCUGUGUCUUCUUGCUGUGGCAGCGACACAGACAGCGACAUAGAAGACGGCAAAGAGGGAGCCAGUGAACUCUGGAGGCGGGAAUGCAGCACAUCAGUUCUCAGGGUUCCCACAUGCUCUCUUCCUGGCAUGGCCACCUUCGUCAGCACGAGCAAGCCCAACUUCAAGGUGACCAGUACACGGGACCCGGCCCCCCUCAUCAGCUACCACACUGACAGCUGGACGCCGGCCUACGGCCAGAACUCUGCAGCAGCCAGCCAUACUCAUGAGAUGCGAGCAAGUGUCAUUAUGAAAACGUCUGAUGUCACUUCCUCCUGACCUUUGACCCCAGAUGAGAGCGUAUGAUUACUGCUUUCAGGCCAUAGGAAUUACAGAGGUUGGUUGUUUGUUCCAUCAGGGCUGCUUGGAGCCUAAAGAGGUCAAGCUUCAAAACCUUUGAUUUUAUUGUUGCUUCUGUCUAGGUCACAUCUGUUUUGGACCAUAUUUGGCCUUUUUAGACACAGUCAUCGCCCAUGUGUCACUGGCAGAGCAGCUCCUCUGUUGGUUUGUGCUAACACUUCAGCGUACACUAUGCCAUAGUAUACUUUUAUCUCGUGAAAGAAACAUUUGUUUUUAGUUGUGGAAAUUUCUCAUUGUUUUUUAUUGCACAACCUGUACAUGGAUACUUUUUUUUUUUUUAAACAAAUCAUCUUUGAGUCAGUAUUGCAAGUGCGAGCUCUAGUGUUAGCAUGAAACAUAGCACAGAAUGCUAGGACACACGAAUAGAACAAAGACUGCGUGUUCCUAAAAGCAGUCUGUGUUCUUAACAAAACAAUGAACACUUUAAUGUAAAAUUAUAUUUCUGUUGGCAAACCAGCUUCACUAGCAACGAGAUCAAAUAGAAUCAAAGGCAUAUUGUUUUAUUUAGCUGACAUCAUCAUGAAGUCCUGGGUCGCCCCCAGACGUUGUGCAUAUCUGUCUGUCUGGAAACCUCAGGACAAUGUACCCGUCAACACACAGACAGAUGAGCAGACAGAAAGAAGGACAGACAGACAGACAGACCGACUGACAGACUGUGAAUGAUGUAUUCUUGUCUUCUCCUCCCUCCUGCCUCGUGUUAAUAAUGUACAUAGCUCAUAUGUAUGUGUGCCUGCAAGCCGCUUCUGCACCUUAAGGACAGCACUGGUGUGUGUGUGUGUGUGUGUGCGUGUGUGUUUGGGAGAGGGAGGAAGAAGAAAAAGCCUUAUUGAAGACGUGUGCAUUUUAUUAGAGUGCGGCUGGAUUCAGACUAUCUGUGCUUCAAUCUGUGACAUAUGCAGGUAGUUUUCAGGGAUUGUGUUGUUUGGUCACCAUUGUCAUUUGAGCCAACAGGCAGCAACAGGUGUGUAAAAGUGAUCGUGUGGAGCACUGAACGAUGGAGAAAAGGUUAACAUUAGCUUGAACUGGUUAACUUGAGUCACCAUCAGGGGAGCAAGUGGGGUAUGCAGUUAAUUCUGUGCAUUUAAAGUGAAUAUCUUGCUUUGAUAACAAGGAAUAGGGAAGUUGAGAGGACUGCGUCAUCAGCAGAGGCUGAGCUCCGUUUUUGUUUAGAAAUCACUUUUUUCUUUUUUUCUCUAGCUCAGAACUUCCCACUCCCCUGUUGACAGAUUCCCUGCACAGAUGUUGCAGUCCAAGCCUUUCCCAGCUUGUUACAGUACAGUCGCCACCAGCCUUAAUCUUGAUGCCUUCAAUAUCAAAUAGUUCUUUUGACUCCUUAAAGUGCAAAUAUACGCACAGAAUGAUGAAUUAUGGCAGCAAAGAGGACACGUGUCUUAUUUUUGCAUUAUUGGAGCAAACCUGAUGGUUUCAAUAUUACUUGGCAAAAUAUGAUUUACCUCAUAAGUAGCAGAAUAUGAAAUGUUCUUGCUAAGAUCCCGAAGAUUAAGGCUCCACAGUUAUGAGCUAUGGUGAAAGCUACUUGUGUUAGCAGUGAGCAGACUAAAGCACAGUAAAGUCCCAGCCUGCCUUUAACAAACUCCAGUGGGAACUGCUCUAAAAGUUCCUGUAGGAAAUCAAUAGGACAAAUAGGAACCUGCCAUGAUUUUGUGAACCAAAGCACUAGAGAGAUUUACACUGGACACACAUUACUAUCGUGAUGACUUUAUUUAAGAUUCUCGUUGAGUCAGCGGGGUUUGGAUGCGGAAUAGACAUCGCUUUACCAAAUGUUUCUUCCAUGUGCCUUUUAUUGUUAGACAAUUAAAAUCGCGUACUGAUAGACUGCUUCUCUUUCACUUCGUGGUAGUUUCCAACAGGCUGCAAUACACAGGCAGUACUUUAUGCAGUAGUAUUCUAAUAACACAGCCAUCACAAUCACCUGCCUUUUCUAAGCGUACAUCUGUCCUGGUGAGCCGUUUUUUUUUGUUUUUUGUUUCCUUCAGAGUUGUCAUAAUGGUCACAUUCUCUUUCAGCACCAUAUGCAAAAUUAAUAGUUAACAGUUAUCAUUGAUCAAAUUGGAUGCUGUUACUUCUUUGUGAAACUCAAAUGUCCCUAAGUUUGUCAAGUCGUCCACAUGUGAAUGACAUAACCUUCAUGACAGUGCAAAUGUAUUGAAGAUUGAAGUGUGGGCUGAUCAGAAAUCAGCACAAUCUGAAGCUCAGAAUUACUUCUAGGUGAACAGUCUGGCGUUCAUACCCCUCUAUAUUUCACAAGCUCGUCCCAGUUAUUUUGAAGAGGUCUUAUAAGUGGAGUCGACUUCUGCCUCGUUACACACGAUGGGGACGACUUUGCAGCAAGAAGUUAACAGUGACGGUCGUUAGCUCGAUGAAAUAAUGUUAACAAAGAGUAGUCAUUCUGUCAUUCUGACUGUUUUGAUGUUCAUAUACCAGAAAGGACAAUAUUACCAUUCAGUUCAAAGGAAAAAAAAGUUAAUUGCUUAGUCACCAACAACAUGCCACAACAGUUUAUUCUCUGUACAUCAUGAAAACUACAUGUGAAUCAACAUGUAAAUCAGAAUAAAGAUUUGUUUUUGUAUUUAUGGA
This is a messenger RNA of Scatophagus argus, 4061 nucleotides long. RefSeq names its product interferon regulatory factor 2 (gene irf2). Bases 384 to 1382 code for a protein of 332 amino acids. Gene Ontology annotation, cellular component: nucleus. Gene Ontology annotation, molecular function: RNA polymerase II cis-regulatory region sequence-specific DNA binding; DNA-binding transcription factor activity, RNA polymerase II-specific. Gene Ontology annotation, biological process: regulation of transcription by RNA polymerase II; immune system process. The record is from RefSeq and is a predicted model, not a curated record. NCBI's taxonomy places the organism in Eukaryota, Metazoa, Chordata, Actinopteri, Scatophagidae. The transcript has 9 exons.